AUGCCUCCUAUUCUCUCUUCUGCCCAACCUUGUGGGAGUUACAAUGAAUGUAAUCCCGACUUCAGCUCCUUUCUGGUCCAACAAGAACAGAAGAAUAUAGUCUCCAGUGGCAUACUACAGUAUUCAGAUAUACAGCAGCCAGAUAAACAUCCUUUCGAGUCAGACCUGGUUGACUUGAAAGCAGGAUUGACAGCACAAAAUUGCAGUACAUUGAUGGCAAAGAUUUACUCAAAACUUGAUCAGUUAUCUGAGGUCGACAGAUCGCGGCGACACCUUGUUAUUUUAUACUCAGAUCUAUUUUGCCCCAUACUCAAAUAUCACGCAGAGCUGUUGUCUGAAAUUGUGCGCGUACUACCGGAAAUUGUUGACUCUGGCAAUGCGAAUGACGUUCCGGGAUCACCACGAGAUACAUCUGAACAUACAGACAUGAGCAAUACUCAUAAGAUAAAUCCGUUGCAGUCCAAUGUUUUAGCUGUGGUCAUGUCGCUCAAGUCUGAUCUGCAUGUCAGAGCGAUGCUUGCGGCACCAUUUCACAUGGAUCUUUAUGACAGGAAACAUUUGGCAGAUAUUCAGGUUCAGAAUGCGUCCACUAAGCUUCAAAGUUUGUAUAUUGUUGACGACUCAUGGGCUCUCCUGCAGGCCAGAUUUCCCCCGGCGAGUUACCAUAGCUCAGAGGAACUCAAGGAGCAGUGUGUGCAAUUAUUUGCGGAGGAGUUCAGACGACUGGACAGUAUCUUAGCUUCUAUCUCUACAGCUUAUCCUUCACACAUUGGCCUUUUAGAGCCUAUUUGCGUAUUGGAUCAGUCUGAGUCCGAGAUAUAUGGAGUACCGACGGACAUUGCAGGGAAGGUGAUAUUUAUUGUGACUAAAGACAGAGAGGAGCGGCCAAAAGCUGUGGCACUUAAAACGCGCAUGCAUUGGAUUGACCGAAUCUUUGAGCGCUCAGGGUAUUCGCUAGAAUGGGUUCAUGAAAAUGUGAUCCCGCUCUAUGUAGAGUUACCAGACAGUCCUCCCAUGAACCCAUGUCAGCGACCGGAAAUGAAAUACACCGGCUGUAGGAUCCGGUUGUCAUGUAGGCGGCCAGUGGAGGCUUAUACGCGAGUUAAAGUGCGGCAGGGCCAAGGAACAGAUGUGCUGGAGCCAAGUGUGCUAGCCGAGGUUGAGCGGACACAAAUAUUCAAAAUACAAACCAUUCGACGGCCUCUGUUUGAAGACCUAAUGGGCAAUAUGACAUUGGAUAAUAAGACAUUUGCACUCAGUGGCAGCGAGUCUUGUCAAGACAAUGCAAAUCCGUUCUUAUAA
Molecule: messenger RNA, 1302 nt
Organism: Lobosporangium transversale
Lineage: Eukaryota; Fungi; Mortierellomycota; Mortierellomycetes; Mortierellales; Mortierellaceae
Exons: 2
Coding region: 1-1302 (433 amino acids)
Source: RefSeq, a predicted model, not a curated record